AUGGAGCUGCUUCAUCUUGUAACUGCAAUUACCGUGAUUUUCUUUUCAGAGGUUUACUCAGAUCGCGGUGAUUACGUAGGAUGCUUCAAAUUGUCUGACGAGGUGAUUAAUACGCAUACAGGGCAAUCUGUUGAUGUCUGCAUUUCGGCUUGUGAACAAGUGUUUUACAAGUAUGCUCUAAUUGGAAAUGAGUCAACAUGUUUUUGUGGAAACACCCCCGGCAAAUUUAAAAUGGAUUUAGGUGUUUGUACAUCACCCUGUCCAAAAAAUGAAACUCAAAUAUGUGGAGGUGAGAAUGCGGUUAGCGUUUACGAUACAGAAAUCACUAAGCCUGGGCCGCCAACGUCUUUAGAGACUUAUAAUGUUACUGAAUCCACUGUUCGCGUACAAUGGACCGCACCCCAAGCAUACACAAGGAUAACCAGCUAUAUAAUAUGGGCAGUUGUUGUUACAACUUAUGCUGACACAAUACUGCAACCAAUACAGUGGCGAGUUCCGAACAAUACUUAUCAAACUCAACUUUUAAAUCUUCAACCAGGUUCAGUAUACAAUAUCAGUGUAGGGGCUAUGUAUUAUGAGGAAGAAAGCAAUAACAUAACUGUCAAAGUAGAAACUGUGAUUGGGACCCCUGAUCCAAGUCCUCCAGAUAUUAAAAUAUUACAGAGGAAAGGAAAUGAAAUGCUAGUCCAUAUACCAGAGGCAAUCAAUGUUAAUGGUCCUGUUUCAAUGUACAGAAUAGUUGUUUCCAUUGAAUUAUUUCAACAAGGGUUUAUUACAGAAAACUUGGGUAAUUAUUCAUAUGCACAAGAAAAAGGACUGCCCUACUAUAUAACAGCUGAAUUGGACCCAGAUGACAUAAAGAAUGAUUUUGUUAUUGGUGAUGAACGAACUUAUAAUGGUUUUUAUAAUGCACCUUUAGCAUUGACUAAUGAUAUUGAGGUAUCAUUAGGAGUUGUAAGUGAAAAAAAUCAUAUUAAGAAAAUAAGAUAUGCGGAGUCAACAAAAACAAUAAUAUUAAAUAUAAAUGAGCCAGAAGUUGUAUCUGGUUUAGUUGUAGCGUUAGGAGCUGGAAUUGCAAUAGGUAUUGUUCUCUUGUUAAUAGGAUUAGGUCUUCUUAUUGUAUUAAGGAAAAGAAUCAAUAUUGCCAGGUUAGAAAGAGGUUCUCAGUCUAUGCCGCUGAGCCUAAGUGAACCUUGUUUGGAAAUAGAAAAUGCAGGAUUUUUGCAAGAUGAAGUUGAAAGAGUAGACUAUUAUAGUAAUCUUAAAAGGAAACUGUGGAACAUACCAAGGAACUUUAUUGAAAUGGAUAUAUCAAAUGUUGUGGGUAUGGGCAACUAUGGCAAGUUUAUAAGAGGAACAGUGCAACAACAUGGAGUUCAGACAACAGGUCUCAUUCAAGUUAUAUCCGAUAAAGAAAUAGAGAAACCAGAAAAAAAAUUAAUGCUUCAAGAACUAGAUCUACUUAUUAAAUCCAGUGAACAUGAUUAUGUUAUCUCAAUGAUAGGAAUCUGCGAAACAAAUACGUCACUGUUGGUUGUCCUACAGGAUGUCAAAAUGACCCUCAAAAAUAUGUUGCUUGAGAGUCGACAAAGAGAUCUAGGAAACAAUAAGUUUUGUCUAUUGCCUGAAAAUAAGCUCCUAGAAAUUUGUGCAAAUGUAGCAUGUGGCAUGGAAUAUCUACACAGUAAGAAAAUAAUGCAUAAAAAAUUGUGUUGCAGGAAUGUUUUAGUUACUGAUAGUGGAGUUCUGAAGGUUUCAGGUUUUGGGUUAUCUUGCAACCGUCCCUUGCAUAGUACUCCAGACUUUACAAGAUGGACAUCUCAUGAAAUGUUGCGUCAGACACGAUAUAACCCAAAAGCAGAUGUGUGGUCCUUUGGCUGUUUGAUGUGGGAAGUUUUUACUUUAGGAGGAACACCAUACUCUCACACUGUUAAUAAAGAUGUAGCUGCUAGAGUGUUACGAGGUAUGAGACCCUCACAACCCUCAUAUGUUGGUGAUGAACUCUUCCAAUUGUGUCUCCAAUGUUGGCAGGUUGACCCUGAUGAGAGACCAACAUUCACCUCACUUGUACAUGAGGUGGUACCAUUCGCUGAUGGUCCAGGAUCGAGAUGUUUAAGUUUGACAUAUUAUAAUGGAUUUAAUUAUGAACCUCACAUACCAGAGUUUGAAAUUAUUUCAUAG
Pieris macdunnoughi is the source of this 2181-nucleotide messenger RNA. The record is from the annotation of a GenBank genome assembly. Lineage: Eukaryota; Metazoa; Arthropoda; Insecta; Lepidoptera; Pieridae.